AUGGGCAAAGAAGUACCCAUCGAGCAGCUCUCCGAAUGGUCUUGGGAAAACGUGGCCGAACAUCCUAUGGUCUGGCGCAAGCCCCUGGACCCCGACCGCCCCUUCCUCCAGGUCCACGGCUGCUGCGUCUUUAAGCUGACCACCCGGGACCCGGCGACCGGCGCGGUGGUCUCAGUCGUAGACGACGUCGCCAAGGUCCGCGAGAUCGUCUACGGCUUCCAGAAGCGGAUCUGGGCGGCGGAGAACAUCUACGCGCACCGGUGGAAGGAGGGCGACGUUGUGAUGUUCCACAACCGCGGCGUAAUGCACAGCAUCACCGGGCAGCUGGCGCAGUAUAAGGAAGAUGAGGAGAAGAAGAGGCUGAUGUGGCAAUUUCGCCACGGUGCCGAGAUUGGGUUCCUCGAGACUCUACGCAAUACUCUUCAGAGCACCACCGCCGACCCCGCCGCUUCGGUGAGAAGAGCAGCUGAUCUGGUGGCGUCUAGACUUGAAGCUCUACGAUCUAGUCCGGGACAGGCCAGCGCGAGUACUUCCCAGACAACAGCAAAUCUCGUCGAGUCUGGGAUUGCUGCCCGAGAUGACGACUCAGGGCAGGAGGACGCAGCGACCUCCCAUUCUAGAGCCCGCGGCUCGCUCACAGUGACUGCGCGGAAUCUCACCAGCACAUCCUCCACAUCUCUGUUCAGAUCACCCACCUACCCCGUCCCAUCCCUCGCUCUCCUCCCCGAGCGAAGCACCGCCGAGGUUCUAAUCACAUUCCACCUGGAGCACAUCGCAUGGCACCAUAACUCCCUGCACUGCCCAACCUUCCUGCGGCAGUGCACCACCUUCUGGGACACCGGCGCGUACGACCAGCCGACGUGGCUCGCUCUCUACAGCUCGGUGCUCGCCGCGUCGCUGCUGAGCUGGCAGAACAGCUGGAAGCACCGCGACGCGUUCCCGCUCGCCCUGCCGGGGUGUUCGCCGCUGGAGUUGUUCAACUUCAUGGUCGACACGCUCUACCAGGCGUACUUCCUUCAGAACGUGUCGCUCUACUCUGUGCAGGCCAUUGUGAUAUCGACUGAAGUGGCUCACAAUCUGGGCCUUAGCCAGCUGAACGCCACCCUUUUCAGCGCUGCGAUCCGGAUGGCCGAGUGCUUGGGCAUACACAAGAUCACAGACGACAGCAAUCUCGACUUGCAGACACUAGAGGAGAUAUGGGAAGAUACCCUGCAGAGAGAGGUCGGGCGCAGGGUGUGGCUUCAGAUGGUCAUCCAAGACCACUUCGCGAUCCCCUUCACCGACUCGUAUGGCAUCAACCCCGCCCAAUACUCGACCUCCCUCCCCAGGAACGCCAACGACGUAGACUUGGUGGAUGCGCCGGAGACGACGCUGACGGUGAGCACGUAUACUCGUGUGUUGGGCGGUAUCGCGCGGCUGAUGCCGGAGCUCGCGGACGGCAUGGGGCCGUUGAGGGCGCAGAAGCCGGCGAGGGAGCAGUAUGCCCACGUCCUGAGGAUGGACCAGAAGACGAGGGAGCAGGUGCAAUCGAUACCGCGUUUCCUUCUUCAGAAAAACGAGGUACUGGAAGGCGAGUGCGCAUGGCUUGGCGUUGCGCGGCAGAGUCUUGCCAUAACGGCAGCCGAAAAGCUUGUCAUGAUACACAGGCCAUUCCUCUUCCUCUCAUUCCAAUCAGACUCGUACGUCCACACGCGCCGCACCUGCGUCGCAGCCGCAGUAAGCAUCCUCCGCGAACACAAAAACAUCGUGGAGUCAGGCGAAGUCUCUCUCUGGAAAAACGUCGCAUUCAGCAUCACCGCCGCCAUCAUCCUCUUCUUCGAGGUCAUCUGCGAUCAGAGCAAGGAACGAGACGCCCGGCAGGAGGGUUACCUCGACGCCAUCCGCGAUGCGCGAGAGCAUCUCCUGGGCCGGACGACGAACGAUGUUCUAGCGCACCGCGGGGUGGUGCUGAUCGAUGCUAUCUUUUCCGAGGUAGGAGGCAUGGAGUCGUUCUCGGACCGAACGCUUGCUGCGCGGCCUGACGCGAUCAACUUUGAGGAGAUCGCGGCUAGAUUCAAGACGGAUUGGUUUGUGCUUGAUUCUACGGCGGCUAGUUUUGGGCAGUUUGAUGUUGCGGAGGAUCACUUUGCCUUGCCUAUGAAUCCCUCUGAGGAUUUUGACGAAUGGUUCCAGCAAAUCUUUCACUCGAUCAUAGUUGAAUAG
Messenger RNA from Colletotrichum aenigma, 2202 nucleotides. Its product is annotated as putative dioxygenase. The record is from RefSeq and is a predicted model, not a curated record. Lineage: Eukaryota; Fungi; Ascomycota; Sordariomycetes; Glomerellales; Glomerellaceae. The transcript is spliced from 5 exons. Gene Ontology annotation, molecular function: oxidoreductase activity. The coding region runs from base 1 to 2202 and encodes 733 amino acids.